This is a messenger RNA of Talaromyces marneffei, 1068 nucleotides long. RefSeq lists its product as uncharacterized. The record is from RefSeq and is a predicted model, not a curated record. Gene Ontology annotation, molecular function: beta-mannosidase activity. The transcript is spliced from 4 exons. Gene Ontology annotation, biological process: glycoprotein catabolic process. The coding region runs from base 1 to 1068 and encodes 355 amino acids. Lineage: Eukaryota; Fungi; Ascomycota; Eurotiomycetes; Eurotiales; Trichocomaceae.
AUGACGCGAGAAAGAUAUUUCGCCUGGAUCCGUAUGGCACAGAAGAGUAACGUGAAUAUGAUCCGCGUCUGGGGAGGCGGGUACUACGAAACCGAAGAUUUCUGGGAUGCGUGUGACGAGCACGGAAUCAUGAUUUGGCAGGAUUAUAUGCUCGCAUGCGACCAUCCGUUUGCCCCGCAUGUGCAGUAUUGGGCUAAUUCGCCGUGGGGUGGACCAACUGCUAACGACGAGACGAUUGGUGACGUGCAUCAAUGGGAUGUAUGGCAUGGAAAACAACUUGCUUACCAGGACUAUCACACACUUUCCGGCCGCUUCAUAUCAGAGUUCGGUAUGCAUGGAUACCCUGACAUGCGCACAGUGAAUGUGUUCUGCCCCGAUCCAGCAGACCGUCAUCCUCAAUCUCAAACCAUCGAUUGCCAUAAUAAGGGCGAAGGCGCAGAGAAGAGAAUUGCCAGAUACAUGGCCGAGAACUUCCGGUACACAAACGACCUUGAGAUCUAUGCGUACGUCAGUCAGUUGGUGCAGAGUGAAGCUUAUGGUUUGAACGAAAUUUUCGCUCACAACACUACCACUGAAAAACAGGACUUUAUCUUAGUCAUCAAGGCAUUUGAUUUAUAUACUGAAAAUUUUGUUGAAUACGAAAAUGAUUCCCGUCAGGUCUCCUUGUUGCCUGGACAGAAUACGGACCUCGGAACACUCACCAACCCCAGUGCAGUGGACGCAGAUAGUCUCAUCAUUCUAUCGGCAAAUCUGAUUGAUGGCAACGGAGCUGUUGUUGCACGAUUUGUAGACUGGCCUGAACCGUUCCGCUACUUGAACUGGCCAAAGGGAACCAAGCUUACUACUACAAUUCUGACUAGGCCUGAGGCUGAUGGUUGGGAGACUGUAGAGAUUGAGUCUAAUAACCCCAUCAAGGGUUUUUUACUGGACGUCGAGAGCGGUGAAAUGCCCGAGUGGGAGGACAAUAUGGUUGAUUUGCUACCUGGUGACAAAGUUCAGGUCAGAGUCAAGUGUCUGGAAGGCAGGAAAAUUACGUUUAGAUGGUUGAGUGACUGGGAGCACAAAUAG